AUGGCUGCCGCUCAAGCUGUGCUUGGCUGUGCCGAGCUCCUUGACCUCAUCCUUCGAGACGUCCCGUCUCAUCAGCUUCCGAUACUUCAAUGCGUAUCGCGCUUCUGGCAGGCUGUCAUCACCGAGACACCUGUCCACCGAAGAAGCAUAUUCCUCGACUCGCCGCUUCCCGUCGAGUGCCCAGUGGCGGAGCGUUAUGUGAAGAACAGCCUCGUGGCAUUCCAACUUCCCACGCUGUUCGCCAUGACGUUCCGCCACAGCCAAGGCAUUUGGCGGUACCGUCAUGAGCACAUCCCUCAAGAAGUGAUCCCCAUGCGAAUCGCCUCUGCUGUCCGCAACGGUCAAGGGCCGGCGUGGAUGGCGGGCCGAUCGCAGUGGGAUCAAAUGCAUGUAGCUCUGCCGGCGAUCACUUCCCUUCGCUGGGAAAUCACUCGCGACGACCGCGCAAACACUGAUUACCUAGACGUGUUACCCUGCGCCGUCGCCGAGCUGAAGUUCCCGCGGGGACUCCGCGUGGGCGAGGUCUGGGACCUCACCACUGCGAUGAGAGGCGUGGUCAAGAUGAUGUGGCCCGAGGUUAAGCCCUCCCGCAUCCGCGCGCCUCUGACAAACUACAGUGCCGAGUAUCAGUGGCGUGCUGACUCGUACUAUGCCGCGAACCGUUCGCGUACGCUGAUCAUUCAGCAGUACGUGACGGACGAGGACGCGCACUUGGGUGAUGUUCCAGUCGGUGUAGAAUCCGACGAUGAAGAACACCCCAACCGCGAUUCCCUCUACUCCGGCUUGCCGUUCGAUGUCAUAUUCGACGGCCAUCAGAUUCCUGUACCGAAGGUUUCUGUCCUCGAGGACGCACAGGAUGACGCGGUCAUCCCGUGGGUCUACACCGAGGUAAAUGGCGGAGAGGUCGAUCGUUUGACGGCUCUUGCCCAGACGCCCUCCGUCAUUUAA
Molecule: messenger RNA, 948 nt
Organism: Annulohypoxylon truncatum
Lineage: Eukaryota; Fungi; Ascomycota; Sordariomycetes; Xylariales; Hypoxylaceae
Exons: 1
Coding region: 1-948 (315 amino acids)
Source: RefSeq, a predicted model, not a curated record